UAUAAACUAGUUACGUCUGGCACAACUGGGCAGUUAUCUCCCUCUAAUUAUUGGAAAUAAACAACAGGAAACGAAAGCACUAACUUUAAAUCACGUUUUGGAGACAUGUCUGUUACAGUUCAUACUGAUGUCGGUCCAGUUAAGAUUGAACUGUUCUGUGAACAAGUUCCUAAAGCUUGUGAGAAUUUUCUAGCCUUAUGUGCUCAAGACUACUACAAUGGCUGCAUAUUUCAUCGGAACAUUAAAGAUUUCAUGGUUCAAACUGGUGACCCAACUGGAACAGGCAAAGGUGGUACUAGUAUAUGGGGCGGAAAAUUUGAAGAUGAAUUCCGAGACAGUUUAAAGCACAACACACGAGGCAUAGUAUCCAUGGCUAGCAGUGGUCCAGACACCAAUGGCUCUCAAUGGUUUAUCACUUAUAAUAAGCAACCACAUUUGAACAUGAAAUACACAGUUUUUGGACGGUAAAAACUUUCACUUUAUUUUCAUUUCAUUGUAUAUUAACAGUAAUAUUCAUUUCUGAUUUGGACACAACCUCACAAAAUUCAAGAGAAGAUGGUGGUGUAACUGAAUUUCUGGGGGAAAAUCAUCUCUAUAAACUGGUAUCUUAUCCAAGAGGAAGAUUUGUUUUUUGUCUGAUAACUGCUACAGAAACCGUAGUCAAGUAUUGGUCCAGUGGAUGUGUGAAGUUUGUAUUAAUUUAGUCAAGUAUAUUUGUCAUUAUAAUAUAGAUGCAAGAGCAUUAUUAAAUAACAGAAUUGGGUUUCUUAGGACAAGUGAUCAUGCACUUGGCAAUAAGAACCAGCUGCAUUCUACUACCAGUGUUUUUCCUCUGCAAUUAAUAAUUACCAAUUAUUAUUAUUGUACCUCCUUGGAUAAGAAUUGAUCCCUGGUAUCACUUAAACCCAAAUACAUCUAAGUUUUCAGGCAGAGCCCUUCAUGCUUGCAUGAGAGGGCUUUGUUUUCUUUCUCUCCAAAUAGUCAACUAACAUGAUUUUUUUUUUUUUGAUUUUACUGUAUUUGCUUUUGAUAAUAGAAUGAGAAGAUUGGGUUAAGCUAUUUGGAGGUUAAUGGUUUGGUACAACUGACUUGACAUUCAACCCGUUUUGGCACUGGAGGCAAACACAUGCAUGCACACACAGAAAUACACACAUACAGUAGAGAGAAUGACAUUACAAUUUAUGAAUUAAGCACGAUUGAUAUGAACAUUUUUCCUCUCCUCAGACACAUAAAGAGGUACAUCAAUCAUCAUUUAACAUCUGUUUUCCAUGCUGGCAUGGGUUGGACAUUUUGACUGAAGACUGGCAAGCCAGAAGGCUGCACCAGGCUAAAUCUGAUCUGGCAAGGUUUCUACAGCUGGAUGCCCUUCCUAAUGCCAACUACUCCGAGAGUGUAGUGGGUGCUUUUUACGUGCCACCAGCAUGGGAGCCAGUCAGGGGGCACUGGCAUUGACCACGUUUAAAUGGUGCUUUUUAUGCGUCACUGACACAGGGAGCAGGUGGCACUGGCAUCAACCAUGACUACGAUUUCACUUGACACAACAGGUCUUCUCAAGCACAGCAUCUUGCCUGCCAAC
Octopus bimaculoides (California two-spot octopus) is the source of this 1576-nucleotide messenger RNA. Its product is annotated as peptidyl-prolyl cis-trans isomerase-like 3. Gene Ontology annotation, molecular function: peptidyl-prolyl cis-trans isomerase activity. Gene Ontology annotation, biological process: protein peptidyl-prolyl isomerization; protein folding. Gene Ontology annotation, cellular component: catalytic step 2 spliceosome. The record is from RefSeq and is a predicted model, not a curated record. Lineage: Eukaryota; Metazoa; Mollusca; Cephalopoda; Octopoda; Octopodidae.